CAGCUAUAAAUAGGAAAGUCAUGACAAUGUGCUGGACACUCGAGGUGUGGAGUGGCAACUGUCCGGUGCUCAGAGAUGUUAUUUCACUGGAAAUGGGUUGUGACCCUUCUUCUGGCCUUGGUCAGCACCAGAACCAAAGCUUCAUUUUCCCUCCACAUGGAUGAGUUCAUUGGGGUGGUAAAGCAGGUAGAGGACGAGACACCGACACUGGAGCCCGUAGCUGUACUGAAGAGGCUGCGGAUGGCAACCAGACUAAGUGAUGCCUUCAUUCAGUACUUCCUCCGAAAUUCUGGCUCUGAUUGGCCUGAAAUGAAUUCUAACAUCUCCUCUUACAUUAGAAUGGCAGUGGAUCACAAGGUGGACAGAGACGCCAGAGAAGAAGGGGUGGUUUUGACUGCUGAUGGCACCACUGUUGCUCUUAAACCGGUCCUCUUGGGCAUAGAGGCUGGCCUCCUCUCCACAACCGCAGGGCGCGCUCGGGGUCUGUACCAGCUUACUUUGGCCAAAGACCUCGGCCUUUCGCUCAGGCAAGCCCGUGGCUCUGCUUCCUCACGGCGUCUAGGACGUGAUGGCUGCUGGGAUAGUGUAAUCGCUCCUCGAGUGUUCAGGCUCUCAGAUAAUCCCUCCCUGCUCACAACCGCUCAGAUCAAUGGAGGCAUGGAUGGGUUCAUUCUUGGACUGGAGGUCUCUGUCAAACCCAAACGUCCUCUUAAGCUCAGCAGUCUGUUGGCAGCAUAUUACUCCCACUGCCUGGAAAAUAAGGCUCUGGAUUCAGCGCCACGCCUCAUCAGCCGGAACCGCAGGGAGAACUUCAGAAGGCUGGUUGUCCUUCAACUGCUGGCCAGACAGGUGAUAAAAUCAGUGGAGCUGCACCGCAGAGUGCAGGGGCACCCUAAGAUCAACGCAAAGGAAAAGAAGCAGCUAAUGACUGUGGCGAAGGAAGGAAUGAAGGAGUUCACCCAUAUGUUCAUGGAUUGUCCAGCCAUCAUCCCGCGAUGUAUGUGGGGAGCUCGGCCGUACAAAGGAACUCCCACCAACUUGUCCCUCCCUCUCUCUUUCAUGUACAUCCACCACACCGUCACACCGAGCAAACCCUGUCUGACCUUCGAACAGUGCUCUGAAGGCAUGCGCUCCAUGCAGCACUUCCACCAGGAUGACAGAGGCUGGGAUGACAUCGGAUACAGCUUUGUAGCCGGUUCUGAUGGGUACAUCUACGAGGGUCGAGGCUGGCACUGGCAAGGAGCUCACACACUUGGACACAACUCCGUAGGCUACGGGGUUUCCUUUAUUGGAGACUACUCGACCACAUUGCCAUCCCAGAAUUCCAUGCUGCUGGUGAGAGAUCGCUUGGCUUCCUGUGCUGUUGGUGGCGGUCGAUUAAUGGCCAAUUUCACCCUGCAAGGCCACAGGCAGGUAGUGAGCACGUCAUGUCCUGGAGAUGCUCUGUAUGAUGAGAUCAGAGGCUGGGAGCACUUUGGGGAAGUCAAGAAAUGAAAAUGAAGUGAGCAAAUGAAGAUUGCUGGAGAAACUGAAACUUAACCAAAUAAAUCAGUUUCCUUAUAUUUGCCAGUGGCUUCCCACUCUGUUUUAGUCACUGAAUUUUUACCUCUACACAAUAAAAUUAAUCAGAUUUGCAUAAAUGUGAUGGGAGAGUGGGCGGCACGGUGGCUUAGUGGUCACUACUGUUGCCUCACAGAAAGAAAGACCCGGGUUUGCUUCCAACUUGGUCCUGUGGAUUUGUGUGGGUUCCCUCCAGGUCUUCUGGCUUUUUCCCACUUCCAAAGACAUGCAAUCCAGGUGGAUUGGUGACUCUAAAUUGACCGUAGGUGUGAGUGAGAGUGUGCAUGAGUUUGUCGGUCUGUAUGUGUUGACCUUGUGAUAGACUGGCACCCUGUCUGGAAUGUACUGCGCCUCUGACCGCUGGGAUAAUCUUCAGCUCCCACCCUUAACUGGAAUAAGUAGGUGUAGAAAAUGAGUGAAUGAGUGACAGGAAAGAAAGAAUCAAGCCUGGAACAGUUUUUAUAGAAUUUACAAUGUUUAGGAAAUUAAAAAAAGAAUGUUUCAAAAAUUAAUUUUUGUUUGUAACUUUUAUUUUUUUUUUAUUGUAUGCUUUGUUGAUUUUUGUCAUUGGUAGUAUGAUCAAAGCAGAUGGUGGCCCCUGUGAGUCUGGUCUGCUUGAGGUUUCUUCCUGCAAUGAAAAAAUGCCAGAGGGAGUUUUUUUUUUCUUACCACUUUUGCCUACACAGUAAAUUUUGCUGAGUAAAAUUUACUCUGCUGGGAUAACAUUUGAUCCCAGUCUAAAUAGAGUAAAAUACACUCUAUUAUAGAGUGAAAUCAACUCUACGGUCUUGUCAAAUCAACUGUUUUUACUCCAAUAACAGUUGGUUUUACACUGUGAUAGAGUUGGUUUAGCACGGUGAUAGAGUAUGUUUAACUCUAUUUGGACUGGGACCAAAAGUUAUCCCAGCAGAGUAAAUUUUACUCUGCAAAAUUUACUGUGUAUGUGCUUGCUCUGGAGGGUGGGGGGGGUGGACCUUAAUCUAAUAAAGGCCCAUUUGGGGUGACGUGUGUUGAUUUGGCACUAUAUAAAUAAACUGGUAAAGGUGCACUUUUUAAAAAAAAUAUCUUGUAAUAACAUUAAUUUUAAAAGCUGAGUGUGACGUCAAUAAACUGUACAAACAUU
Molecule: messenger RNA, 2683 nt
Organism: Thalassophryne amazonica
Lineage: Eukaryota; Metazoa; Chordata; Actinopteri; Batrachoidiformes; Batrachoididae
Gene: pglyrp6
Product: peptidoglycan recognition protein 6
Exons: 5
Coding region: 76-1494 (472 amino acids)
Biological process (GO): peptidoglycan catabolic process; detection of bacterium; defense response to Gram-positive bacterium
Molecular function (GO): peptidoglycan immune receptor activity; N-acetylmuramoyl-L-alanine amidase activity; zinc ion binding
Source: RefSeq, a predicted model, not a curated record